This is a messenger RNA of Lactuca sativa (garden lettuce), 2132 nucleotides long. Its product is annotated as cysteine-rich receptor-like protein kinase 2. Gene Ontology annotation, biological process: protein phosphorylation. Gene Ontology annotation, molecular function: ATP binding; protein kinase activity. NCBI's taxonomy places the organism in Eukaryota, Viridiplantae, Streptophyta, Magnoliopsida, Asterales, Asteraceae. The record is from RefSeq and is a predicted model, not a curated record.
UUUCAUGUCAUAUUGUUUGUCAAAGGUUGAAUAAUUUCCCUCUUUUCUCUUCUUUUGUUGGAUUGCUAAUGUCAGCAAGUUACUGGUUUCCAUGGUGGCUAACAGCCAUGCUUGUCAUUCUAAGCAUGAUUUUGAAUCCUAGCAGUUCACAGUCAACAGUCAACAGUAGCACCAUUAACAUACCAAUUAGAUCUUUCUGUGGUCGGGUUGCUGUGAUCUCUCAAUCGGAAUUUUCCACCAAUCUCAACUCCACUCUUGCUGCACUCAGAAAGGAUUUAUCGGUAAAUGGUUCGUAUUUUUCCAGAGCCCAGACCGUAGGGGAUGCAGAUUCAGUUUAUGGUACAGCCCAAUGCAGGCACUACCUCACAACAGUCCAGUGUCUGGCUUGCUUCGAUAGCGGGGUGUCUACAUUGGCUGGUUGCACUAGCGGGAACGGUGCAUAUGUUACUCUUGACGACUGUUUUAUCAGGUAUCAGAACUACCAAAACUACUAUGAUGAUCCAACAGUUAUAGAGGAUGUAGGGAUAGGAAUUACUUCAGCUGGAAUAUGUGGUAAUCAAUCAACAUCUGAGUCAUCAACCUUUAACAAAUUCAUGGAGGGCUUUUUAUCAGAUAUUCGAGUUGCAACUCCGAAAACAUCAGAUUUUUACGUAUCAUCUAUACGGACACACUCAACUGGGAAUGUAACAUUAUACGCAAUUGCACAAUGCAUUGAAAACACAACUCAGACCAUUUGCCAAGACUGCUUGAAUAUGGCAUAUAACAAUAUAAAGGAUUGUGUCCCCAAUACCGAAGGCAGAGCAAUUGAGAUGGGGUGCUUUAUGAGGUAUUCCGGCACACCGUUUUUUAAAGAUAACCAGACAACCAACAUCAGACAAUUCCUAAAGGAAGUGGAUUCAAGCAAAGUAGGAAUACUUGUUGCAGUAAUUGUGGGUGUAGGCAUGAUCUUUCUUAUCAUUUCUAUAUCACUAUGGUUUCGACUACGAAAAAGGUCCAAGGCACACAAAGAAGAUUCUUCGGAUCUACAAGCUGCAGUAAAUUUUAGCUACAAAGAUAUACAAUUAGCAACUGGUAAUUUUAGCGAAGAACACAUAAUAGGGAAAGGUGGAUUCGGUGAAGUGUACAAGGCAAUUUUACAUGACAAGAAUGUUGUGGCUGUAAAGAAACUCCUUGUACGACAUGGCAGAGCAAGAGUAGAAUUUGACAAUGAAGUCAAACUGAUGAGCAACAUUCGUCACCGUAACCUAGUACGUGUUCUUGGAUGGUCGAGUGAAGGACCAGAGCUCCUUUUGGUCCUGGAGUACAUGCCUAAUGGUAGCCUUGAUAGAUUCUUGUGGGGUGAAGCACGAGGAAGUUUAACAUGGAAACAACGGUUUGAGAUCAUAUUUGGGAUAGCUCGGGGUCUUGCUCAUUUGCACCAUGAAUUCCAUAUCAAAAUAAUUCAUAGGGAUAUAAAAUCAGCAAACAUUCUCAUUGAUGAAUAUUUUCAGCCAAAAAUUGCAGACUUUGGAUUGGCAAGAUUUCAUAGUGAAGAUGAAUCCCAUGUCAGCACUAAAUUCGCUGGGACCUUGGGUUAUACUGCACCAGAAUAUGCAACUCAUGGACAUUUAUCGGAGAAGGUGGAUACAUACAGCUUUGGUGUCGUGGCCCUUGAAAUCAUUAGUGGCCGAAGGUGCAACGAUAUGAACUCCCAUAGAUCGGACAUGUAUUACCUCCUUGAAGAUGCAUGGAGGUCGUAUGAGAACAACAUGCAUCUGAAGGUCGUUGAUGAGAACUUAGAUCUAAACGAAAGUGAACAAGAACAUGUCAAGAAGAUAAUGGAAAUUGCUUUAACAUGCACACAAUCACCGGUUGGCAUUAGACCAACCAUGUCAGAAGUUGUGUUAAUGCUUUCAAACGAAAGAUCAUUGGUGCGAAGAAUGGUAGGAAAUAAAUCUACUUUCAUCACUCUGGAUAAAAAGGACUGACGAGAGGUAAUCCACAAUUGAUACUAUGGUGUUUAAAAUUCUUGGGGGAAAAUGAACGCACUUUUGAACAUUUAGGAGAUUUCAAAUCACAAUAUAGGUGAUAUCUAUUUGCGACAUGAGUAGACCUUUUGUUGAUAUUUUAAAGCCAUUCAUAUCAAAUUAGUA